AUGUCAUCGACCGGUCAUUGCUUUGAUAUUGGUGCAGCCACUCGGCAAUCAAUUCAAGAUUUUGAAAAGCGUCAAAACAAGUUUGCACAUGAUCAUGAUAUUCUCUUGGAUCAAAUGGAUUCUCUAUCUGAUCGUGAUCUUCUUCAAGCAUUCGAUGUACAUUGCAGCAAAGAUGGUGUGGCUGGUAAUGGAGCUUUGAUGCGUCUUGCACCUGUACCACUUUUCUUCUAUCGACGCCCAGAACUGGCUGUUGACUAUUCGGGUAUUAGUGGCCAAAUCACCCACGGAGAUGAGAAAGCAUAUGAUGCAUGUCGUUAUUACGGAGCACUAAUUGUGGCUGCUAUUCAAGGUGAGGAUAAAAAGAAACUGACUAGCAAUACAUUUUACGAUGAUCAUCGCGAGUGGUUUGGUAACAAAAAACUUCAUUCUGAUAUUAUGACGAUUGCUCAAGGUUCGUACAAAAAACAAGGUGGAUAUCUAGAUGGAAUUCGAGGAAAAGGAUAUAUUGUAAAUGCUUUGGAAGCUGCUUUAUGGGCCUUUUGGAGUGAUGGAGACUCAUUCGAGACAGGUGCACUAAAAGCGGUUAAUUUGGGCGAUGAUACAGACACAACAGCAGCUAUCUAUGGUCAAUUGGCCGGUGCUUACUAUGGCUACAUGAACCGACAUUUUACUAUACCGUCUUCAUAA
Molecule: messenger RNA, 687 nt
Organism: Rotaria sp. Silwood2
Lineage: Eukaryota; Metazoa; Rotifera; Eurotatoria; Philodinida; Philodinidae
Source: the annotation of a GenBank genome assembly